Molecule: messenger RNA, 3052 nt
Organism: Camponotus floridanus (Florida carpenter ant)
Lineage: Eukaryota; Metazoa; Arthropoda; Insecta; Hymenoptera; Formicidae
Product: homeobox protein abdominal-B
Exons: 3
Coding region: 585-2762 (725 amino acids)
Biological process (GO): animal organ morphogenesis; embryo development; regulation of transcription by RNA polymerase II
Cellular component (GO): nucleus
Molecular function (GO): DNA-binding transcription factor activity, RNA polymerase II-specific; RNA polymerase II transcription regulatory region sequence-specific DNA binding
Source: RefSeq, a predicted model, not a curated record
UUUAUUUUUUUCUUUCAUUGUAAGAAAUUAACAGAAACAAUACGAGCCGAUGCGAUGCAUGAUAUGGAAUAAAUAUGUAACAGUAUGUCUUAUCAAGAGAGGUGGAGUCACAGGAAAAUCGGAUCUCUUUUCAUUCUCUUCCUCUCUUUUUCUCUCUUUCUCUCUCUUUGUCUCUUUUUCUCUCUCUUUGUAGAUGGGCGACGUUGGACACCAUUACGCUGAAUCGUGGCUGUAGAUUGGUCGGUCGGCUGCUGGUGGGAACAGAGCUUAUCCGGUUCGACUAACUGCGCCCCACCAAACUCGUGAACCAAGCUAGUCGAUUCUAAUGUCGAAAUACACGCGAGGAGGGAACUGAUACUACACGAGAGAAGCCUGUUAAAUUCACAUCGCAACAUUCUCGAUAUCGACAUCAAAGGAAAACAAGUUCAGCGCAUCAAACAACGUUUCGUUCAGUUGAGUUAUUGAUUCGAUUUCGUAUAGUGAACAAUUUAUUUUUAAAUUCUAUGAUUUUUUAAAAAAUCUUGUGUUGUGAAAACAUACAUUCGCGUAUUGUGUAAAACUUCCAAUAUAAAAAAAAAGAAGACAUGCCAUCAUUUCAUGACGAUUUUGUCGCGGGUGAACCUUCGAAUCUCAGCAACAUCACCAACAUGAUGCAUUAUAAUCAAAGUAACUUUAGUGUCCCGUAUCGCCAGCAACAGCAACAGAUCGCGAAUAAUCAACAGCAACAAUUAAUAAUGCAGCAAGCGCAGCAACAGACAUCAAUGCAACAGGUUCAACCGCACGCGGUUGCCGCCGCCGUCAUUGAUGGGAGCCACUGGUAUGGAUGUUCUCACAGACCUAUACCAGCGACACCAGCUCUGCAUCCUCAGCAUCAGCCGAAUGCGCACACACACACAAUUUCCUCGCAAUUCUUUAAUCAUGCCGAAGUGCUCUCUGGAUGGUCUUAUCCUCAUUACUCGCAAUAUAUUCAGUAUCCACAACAACUGCAUCAUCUUCAACCGCAGUCGCAACAGCACUUACAAUCAAACUCAGCGCAGCUGCUCAUUCAUCGUUCGUUGCUAGAUAAUCUUAACGAGUCACAUUCCUCGCCGGAACAGAAUAUACAGCAACAUUCGUCACCUCAACAACUUUAUUCGCAACAUUCAUCGCCGGAGCAGAAUAUACAGCAACAUUCGUCACCUCAGCAACUUUAUUCGCAACAUUCGUCGCCGCAGCAAAAUAUGCAGCAACAAUCGCCACCUCAGCCGAUCUGUUCGCAACAUUCGUCGCCACAGCAAAACAUGCAGCAACAUUCACCACCUCAAGAACUCUGUCCACAACAUACGUCACCGCAACAGAAUUUACAACAACAUUCGCCACCUCAACAAAUCUGUUCGCAACAUUCGUCGCCGCAGAAUAUGCAGCAAAGUUCACCACCUCAGCAACAUUAUCAGCAGCAUUCGUCACCGCAGCAACACAUACAAAUUUCGCCACCGCAACAACAGUGUCAGCAACAGCCAUCACCGCAGCAUCAUGUUCACUGUGGCCAGCGUCAAAUUUCGUUAACCAAACAACAGCUUCAAAGAUACCAGAAUUCAUCAUCUACAAGUUCUUACAGACAGCAAAUGUUAUUGCAUGAGUGGGGUAUCAGACAUGAGAAUGGCGGAAUGCCGAUUUUAAAUCCGCAUUCAUCAAUAUCCGUCAAAGUAAAUAAUGUAAGUGACAAUAUAAACAACAACGUAGAUAGUAACAUGAGUGGCAGUAAUAGUACGGUGUCCCCUAAUAAUCCAAAUGUGAUGUACGAUGUGGACUUACCGUGUACCUCCGGAUAUAAUAUCAACCAGUCAUCGACAUCCGCAGCCAUACCAUCUACGUCGAGAGAAAUGUCGGCCAUAGCAUCUACAUCGAGAGAAAUGCCGGCCAUAGCAUCUACAUCGAGAGAAAUGCCGGCCAUAGCAUCUACAUCGAGAGAAAUGCCGCCCAUAUUAUCUACACCCAGAGACAUGUCGGCUAUACCGUCGACAUCAAGAGGACUACCGUCCACUUCUAGGCGUCAACCAUACGUUUCCAGAAUGCCGCAUGGAAGAAGAAGUCCAUACGAAUGGAUGAAGAGAUCAUCGUACCAGAGUCAACCGAAGCCAGGAAAAACUCGCACGAAAGACAAGUAUCGUGUGGUUUACACUGACUAUCAAAGACUGGAGCUUGAAAAAGAAUUUCAUCUCAACCAUUACAUCACGAUCAAACGUAAAGCUGAUCUUGCUCUUCAGCUCAAUCUGACAGAACGACAAGUGAAAAUCUGGUUCCAGAACCGACGGGCGAAACAGCGGAAACAGAUGAAGAAGCAGGAGGAGCAGCGAACGAGGGAUCAGCUGCGGCAGCAAGCGCAGGUAGUCACCGCCACCACGAACGUCGUGGACACGACGACCGGCGGAAUGGCGAGUUACGCCGGUGGAGAAAUGGGAGGGAUGCUGGGCGGCCUGAUGCACGCCAACGGCGGCGCUUCCUCUUCGUCCAUGGCCAUGUCAAUGCAGGCAGCACCGCUCCUGCCAACAUUGCCCGCGUGGAUGUCGACAUCUCCGUCCACGUCGUCCGCGCAACCCACGCAACCCCCCGUGCCACCGCAGCCCUUAUCGCAGCCUUUAUCACAACCCUUAUCGCAACCCUUAUCGCAACCCUCCUCGCAGUCCCUGACACAAUCUUCAUCUCUAUCGGCGCCUCUGCAUCCGUCGGAAAUAAUAGCCCUGAAUACGGUGCUUAAUCCAUCGCACUCAUCAGCACCGUAAUACAAUCUAAUUUCGGGGCGUGCGGAAACCCUAUUGUUCUCAAAAGGAUGAAUAGAACUUAACUUUUGAGACAAAGAUAAUGAGUGCAACAACGAUGGGGGCGAAUGCGAGUGGAUAUCAAGACGGUCCAUUACCUUGUUCGUAUCGUACUUUAUUUAUUACAAGACGAAAUCGAAAUAGUUCGUGAUCGGGCGAAUGGAAUGUCUUAUAUUCACUUGCAUGUUCCUCAUCCGUCUGUGAUAAGCGACUCUAAUCAACGAUUCGUGGAUGUGUAUAUAUGUAUAUACAUA